GUAUAUUGUAGGUGGAUGUUAGUGAAGUGACAGAGAUGGUUGCGCAAGACUCAGAAAAAAAGGGACUGUACGAAGAUGCCAUCAAGCUUUAUGACCUGGCCAAGAACCAUGACAAAGUUGUAGCACUUCUCAAUCAGCUACUAAGCCAGGUCGUGUACCAGCCGGAAGGAGGGGCUGGCAGCCAGCGUGUGCGUGUACUGGAACUAGCAACAGCUGUGGCCAUCCGGUUUAAAACGCAUGGUCACAACACACUUCCAAACAAUGCAGCAACACUCCAUUUGCUUUUGGACUUGGCCACUUUCUUUGAUUUUUAUCAUAAAGAAAGGUUCACAGAUGCUUUAGAGGUGCUGAAAAAGUUACGCAUUAUUGCCCUGAGCCGGGAUGAAGUGGAGUCCAGGGUUGCUGGAGUGGCCUCACAUGGAAGUGAGGUCCGUAGUGUUCUCCCACAUGUACUUCUGGCCUCUAUGACUACUACCCACAAACUGUAUCAGAUGCCAUCACAGCAACAGUCCCCACAGAUGUCUUUCAAUGUGUCUGCAACAGCAGCUUCACCAGCAACAAAGCACCUGCAGGAACAGGCUCGUGCCAUUGUCACCUUUGCAGGAAUGAUUCCCAUGAGGCUACACUCGGAGAUAAUGCACGCUUGGUGCAGCUGGAAGCCCUUAUCAACUAAUUAGGCUGUGUUUUUAUUA
This is a messenger RNA of Penaeus vannamei (Pacific white shrimp), 692 nucleotides long. NCBI's taxonomy places the organism in Eukaryota, Metazoa, Arthropoda, Malacostraca, Decapoda, Penaeidae. The record is from RefSeq and is a predicted model, not a curated record.